Molecule: messenger RNA, 1575 nt
Organism: Rubroshorea leprosula
Lineage: Eukaryota; Viridiplantae; Streptophyta; Magnoliopsida; Malvales; Dipterocarpaceae
Source: the annotation of a GenBank genome assembly
UGUAAGAUUGAAUGAAUUAGGGCUGCAUUUAUUGCACCUUUUCUCCAUUAAUUUAAUUCCUAUGGAAAAUUACAAAAGAUUACUUAAUUUUCAACACCAAUGUCAUGUUGUUGAUUUUAAUUAGACAGUUGAUAAUGCUUAAUUUUCAACACCAAUGUCAUGUUGUUGAUCUUAAUUUGAUGGUUGAUAAAAUCAAGGUCAAUUUUUAUUGUUUCUAUAACAAUUAAUGAAAAAAAGUGCAAGAAAUACCCCUUGGGGCACAGGUUAGAAAGCUCCCUUUAGCCAUUAUAAGUUGUACGUCAUGGUAGUUCUUAGAUCAAACAGUCAUAGGAAAUAGGGCUUGCCAAAAAUUAACUUCUAAGCACAGUUAGGAUUUCGUUUACAAUUGAUUUUCACAUGGAUUGAUUUCAGACUUUCAGUCACUAAUCCUUUGAGAAUCUUUUAAUGCUUCGCAAAAGACUCAUGUUUUCUUGAAAUGCAAUUUCACUUGGAGAUGACUGGAGCAGCCUUUUCAAAGUUUAAGUGGCAAUUCUGGACUGCAAAAUUGCAUCUUAUUUGUGUUCAUAUCAGGUUUGUGGUUUCAUUCUUGAGUGGCAUACACUUAAAUCAUUGAUACAAUCAGUUCUUCUGCUAGCAAUUUAGCUUAUAAGAGUAUAUUCAUGAUUGACCUUUCCUGCUGUGAAUGUAAAUAUGAUCCUGUUUACUAAGAUAUUAUAUAUUGUGGAACAAACUGGGAGACCACAAUGGAGUUUUUCUCUCUUAUCUUGUUAUUAUCGGACUUAGGGAAAAGCAUAAAUUAGGUUGUAAAACAAAAUUUAGAUUUUACAUAUACCAGAUGAGGGUGUAUGGAAUGUAUUGUGAAUUGCGCUCAGGUGCAUGAGAUGAAUGUUUGAAGCCAUUUUACCUAAGAAGUUACAGCAGAGCUACAGAAAGAAACAAAAAUGCAAGGAAAAAGGGUAGCUAAAUAUAAUCUGAAUCUUCAAUCAAGAAUACAAUCUGAAUCACAGCGCAUAAUAUAUAACAAGUUUUAUGAAACUGAAGUUGGUUGAUUGGUUAGUACUUUAGGUUGAUGGUUCUACUGAAAGGAAGAUCUGUUUCAAUAAGAUUGAUACUUUGGAUCAAAUUUGUGAACUCGGUCUUAGCUGGUUUUGCUAUCAAUCUCCUAUGGGAAAUUGUGAUUUUUAUUUUUUUGAUGGAAAGGAAAUUGUAAUGUUAAAUGCAUGCUUCUGUUUUACAAAAAAGAGUUUUUAAGCAUUAUACUUGUUGCUACAAACUUUGUUUGUAAUGGCAUUUGGCCAUGCCACGCUAAUGCUUUUGACUUCUGUUUUCCUUUUAUAUGUGCCAUGCUAAGGGUUCAAGUGUCUGCCUGUCUUGUUAGCGCAACGGCGACCAAUUCUCCGGGUGGAAAAAAUGUGGGAACCCCAUUUCUAUGGCAUUUGUAAAGGGAAAGGUGUUUUUUGUAUUUUUUUGGCCAAUCAAUUCUGGAUUGUUAAUUGGGUCAAUGUAUGAAAUUUGUAGCCAUUUUAUUGGACCCUGAUAAGAUCCUUCUAUAUUUCAUAAAUGAAUUUUCUAUUU